AUGGGGGUCAGGGGUGGGACGGGAGGCAAUGGAGGUAAAGGGAUCAAGGGGGCCUAUAGGUUGAGAAUUGAGUCAUGGAACAUAGGAACAUUGACUGGUAAGUCUAUAGAGUUGGCGAAGAUUCUCCAGAAGAGGAAGGUCAAUAUAGCAUGUGUCCAGGAGACUAGGAAGGAGGAGUUGGAUGAAAUUGUGCGUAGUAUUCCGCUUGUUGAGAGGCUACUUAUAAGAGGAGAUUUCAAUGGUCAUAUCGGGUCGACUGCUGGUGGCUAUGGCGAGGUGCAUGGCGAUUUCGGUUAUGGGGAUAGGAACGUAGGAGGUACUUUGCUGUUGGAUUUUGCUAAGGCUUUUGAGAUGGUGAUUGCGAACUCUAGUUUUCCAAAGAGGGAGGAGCAUUUGGUUACUUUCUAA
Molecule: messenger RNA, 408 nt
Organism: Nicotiana tabacum (common tobacco)
Lineage: Eukaryota; Viridiplantae; Streptophyta; Magnoliopsida; Solanales; Solanaceae
Source: RefSeq, a predicted model, not a curated record